Bipolaris sorokiniana ND90Pr is the source of this 1278-nucleotide messenger RNA. RefSeq lists its product as uncharacterized. The coding region runs from base 234 to 845 and encodes 203 amino acids. The transcript has 2 exons. Lineage: Eukaryota; Fungi; Ascomycota; Dothideomycetes; Pleosporales; Pleosporaceae. The record is from RefSeq and is a predicted model, not a curated record.
CCUGCUUUCUUUUUGCAUCCUCUCCCCGAAACCAAAUUCCCCACCUCUGGCCAAUUUGCAUCUCCCUCCUUGUCGCUCUCUGCUACCGCCGUGCAAUCGCUGGCUGAUCUACAUCCCCCCACAACCAACGCCGGCUUCUCCGGUCAACUACACCCACACAAACUCGUGUUCCCCCAGACAACCAAACACAUCCCGAGUGCAGCACGACAAACCUCGCACCACCAAUUCUCACAAUGCCGGCCUUUCGCCAGCACUUGGACGCCGUCGCGGCGCAAAUAGACAGAAUAGCUCCCCGUGACGCCAUCCUCACGCCCCGGCAGCCUCUCGUGGACGCGCCUGCAAUCGCCUUCGAUGCGCCCAACGCAGCACUACUGGCCAAGCGGCAGAACGUGAUAUAUACACAACAAGGCAUAAUACCUACCUACUACGAUCUCUCUGGGCCAGAGCCUGGCACCGUUGUCGGUAUUGUCCUUGGUAGUGUUGCUGGCUUUCUCCUCAUAUGUUGGUUGCUGCAAACACUCGUCAAUGGCUCGCGAUCGGCCGGCACCACGACCGCAAUGGCUGGAGAGGAGGAAAUUGUAGUGCGCAGACCGCGGCGCAACUCACAUGGUGGUCGGUCAUCACGCCGCCGCUCCGAAGUACGCGAAGUUAGUAGGAGCCCGCGGACGUCCGGCGCCCGGUCGCAGAUCAUUGUCGAAGAGAGACGGCAGCCAGUAAGGGCAAGGAGCAUCGUUGUUGAAGACAGACAUCGCGUGCCUGGCGAUAAUGUAGUCGAGGUCAUCGAAGAACACGAGGAUUAUCGUGAGCGAAGAGGAAGCCGAAGAAGUGGCCCUGGCUAUCGAUAAGCCGAUACUAGCUAGCAUGCCUUGCUUUCUCCCUUGCCUAGAUAUAACCUCCUACCACGGAUUGUAUCAUAUGCAAUCGCCUCCUUCCGACACACCACUAAUACCCAGCAAAUACGUCUUUUCAUUUCGCUCUUCUUACUCUCAUAUCCCUCGGUCAGUUGUUGCUGGGUUCUUUCUGGUCUUAUACCAUAAUACGGCCAUUCUCCUGGCUUUAGGCGUUUUGGUAGCAAGGUCGGCAUGUAGUGCAUAACGAGUUUGGAAUGACGAGGUAUAUAUGAGCCACGCGUUACGUUUAGUCAUGUACGUCUCUAGUUUGGAUGCUUUGAGAAAAGACAGUCGAAUUCACUCCAUGUUUGUAAUUGUAUAGUCGGCGAUGCGCAAACAAACAUCCGAACAUCACACGUGAACACGAUUCCAGACAUGCUAAAACAGC